AUGCUAACAUCAUGGAAGUGGAUGGAUAAAUAUGAACACCAUGCCAAGUACAACAUAGCAGAGACAUGUUGUGCCUCUAUUUCAGUGAAGGAUCUACAAGAUCUGUCCGAGGACAAAUCUCUGAGUCCAUUGGAUCUCUCUACAAAACUCACAUAUGGUGCUAUUCGAGGUUCUGAACGGCUUCGAGAGACCUUGGCCAAUCUCUACUCGGUCAAAACGCCAACCCCAUUACCUUCCGAUAACGUCUUAAUUACGCCGGGCGCUAUUCAGGCCAACUUCCUUUUGCUUUAUUCAUUGGUUGGGCCGGGAGACCAUGUCAUCUGUCAUUACCCCACAUAUCAGCAGCUUUACUCGGUCCCAGCAUCGCUUGGAGCCGAGGUGAGCCUGUGGAAAUCGAAGGAGAACGAUGGGUGGAAAUUGGAUCUUAACGAAUUAAAAGAGAUGAUUCGUCCCAACACUAAGCUGAUUAUCCUUAAUAAUCCGCAGAACCCUACUGGGGCUGUCAUUCCUCAGGCUACGCUGGAAGAGAUCGUAGAAAUUGCGCGCAGCUCGUCAAUCUUUGUUCAUGCUGAUGAAGUCUAUCGGCCUAUCUUCCAUUCUAUUACUCCUAUGGAACCUGACUUUCCAUCAUCGCUCCUUUCUCUAGGAUACGAACGCACAAUUGUGACUGGUUCAAUGUCCAAAGCGUAUAGCUUAGCAGGCAUUCGUGUGGGGUGGAUUGCCUCUCGUGAUCGGUCUGUUAUUGAGACAUGCGCUUCUGCGCGGCACUAUACUACCAUCUCGGUGGGCCAAUUGGACGAUGCCAUUGCGAGCUAUGCCCUGGAUGCAAGCUGCAUCCACAAUCUCUUGAAGCGGAAUAUCCAAUUGGCGAAAACGAAUCUGGCGAUCCUUGAAAAUUUCAUUGAAUCUCAUCGGUGGGCCUGUGAGUGGGUCAAACCACGCGCAGGCACGACAGCAUUCGUGCGAUUCAGUAAAAUGGGGAAACCCAUUGAUGAUGUCGCCUUUUGUGAAAUGCUUCUGGAGCGGACUGGCAUCAUGUUUGUCCCAGGAAGUCAGUGUUUCGGGGAGGGAGAAGACUUCAAGGGCUACGUCCGGAUCGGAGUGGUCCAAGAAACCCACGUGUUGGAGGAGGGGUUAGAAGUGUUAAGCUCUUUUAUGGAGGACGGGUAUGAAGAAGUCCCCGUAAUCCGGAAGAAAUAA
Molecule: messenger RNA, 1200 nt
Organism: Aspergillus bombycis
Lineage: Eukaryota; Fungi; Ascomycota; Eurotiomycetes; Eurotiales; Aspergillaceae
Product: putative aspartate aminotransferase
Exons: 2
Coding region: 1-1200 (399 amino acids)
Biological process (GO): biosynthetic process
Molecular function (GO): pyridoxal phosphate binding; catalytic activity
Source: RefSeq, a predicted model, not a curated record